UAUUUUUUUAAAGUAAUAUCUGUAUAAUGCUCAGAAAUAUUUUUAUUAAUUGUCUUAGAUUAUACAUACUAAUAUAAAGUGAAGUGUAAUAUUUCAAGUGAAUUACAAAGGCUAAUUUAAUUUUGAAAAAAUUGUUUCUGAUUUUAUCUGAUUACGUUAGUUUGUUUGCAAAUGAUGACUGAAUCGGCUCCCACACCAGCAGCAAUCACUGCCGGCGAGGGUACAAGUGUUGUUACAUUAACUUCAGCAGAGACCGCCGAACAGGAUAUUCCUGUGUUACGAUUGAGAUUGAAAAAACCUAAAACGUAUAAACAAGUACAAUGGACAACAGGAACUGUGGAUAACGAAUUUAUGAAUAAAAAGAAAUCAAAAUGUUGUUGUAUAUAUGAAAAGAAAAGACUUCCAACCGAUAGAAGUUCAGAUGAGGAAAGCGAUCGUGAUGAAUGUGAUCAUUGUCACGGACAUGUUGAACAACGAAUAAAAAGUAAACCAGCUACAACUAUAAAUGUUCCAGCCAAGCAUGAUCCAGCGGCAGGUGGUGAAGAUGGUUCAAAUAGUCCUAUGUCCGAGGAUAAUCCUGAAUAACUUAUCUGUGUUAUAAAUAUAUAUUUUUGUGUUGUAAGACUUAAUUUAAAAAAUAUGUUGUGAAAAAUUAUUCUAAAUAAAUUAAACAUAAAAUUCAUAGAUUUUAAGGAUUAUUAGAGCAUUAUCGAGUCGAAAUUAUUUUAAAACAAUUGUUUCGAUAAAAUUUAAUGUUAAUUUUAAUUUGGUUACAUUAACUUUCAGAUCCAGCAAUUCUUCGCUUUGCUAAAUUUGAGGCAGGGAGUAUUUAUUGUAUGUCGUUUAAAUUCAUUAUUGCGAUUUUAUUCGAAUUGAAGACUUAAUAGAAUUUUAACAUUUAACAUAUAGGGUGUUCUACAAGUAUGGAACAACUCGUUAGGUCACUCGAAAAAUAUUCUCGAUAUCUAACGGUUGAAAGAAAUAAUUAAAAAUUAUUUCAUGCUCAAUUUUGAUUUAAAAAAACACAUAAAAAUGACUUUCAUUAAUAUUUCAAAUCUGAAUCAUACAAAUUUGGACAAAAGAUAUUGAUACAAAUUUCAUGAAAAACCUGGAAAAAUAUUGCAUCUAGGAAGUUUAUACUAUUGAUGUUAUAAAAAUUAAUAAGGUUGAAAUUAACAUUAAAUUUUGAUAAAAUUACAAUUCCCGCUGGAUUAUAAAUUAUAUUUUUUUAUUAUUAAGUUUGAGAUGAUUAAAAUACAUAGAUAUGAUGAUUUUCGAUUAUGUCACAAAAUAUAGUAGCAUGUUCCAGGCCCGUGCGCAGAAAUAGGCUAAAGCGCUUAACCGCUCUUUAGACAUUGUCGAUCUAAGAUAUAUUUUGAGGCGACGCAAAGUUGAAAAGGAGCUGUCAUUCGCAUGAAUUGUUGACGUCCUGUCCGCCAAUGCGAGACGUAAAUGUAGCGAAAAUGCAGCUAUUAAGUCUUUUUAAAGAGGGUCAGUUUAAUUCCUUGGGUAUAUUUAUAAACAAUGCUUAAGCAAAGAAUUGUUUAAAAGAAAUUCAUGUUCAUAAUUGGUAAGAGACAGGCAGUAUUUAUUACCAGGUCUAAAAUUCUGAAUAGUGAGAUGGGAAGCUAAAACAAUUAAUUUUUGUUUUUAAAUUGGGAUAAUUUGAUUUUUAUAAAUUAAAGUUUUUUCUUCUCAUUGAUUGAUGAAUAUAAUGAGCUUGUGAAUGUAGAAUAAUUGGCAAAUUAUUCUACAUUCAUUAAUUAUUACACAAUUUUUCGAAAGAAUAUUAGCAGCGUUCAGCAGUUCAGUAUUUGAAUCUGAACAUAUUUUUAUAAAAUAAU
Messenger RNA from Chrysoperla carnea, 1844 nucleotides. RefSeq names its product protein phosphatase 1 regulatory subunit INH3-like. Bases 172 to 585 code for a protein of 137 amino acids. Lineage: Eukaryota; Metazoa; Arthropoda; Insecta; Neuroptera; Chrysopidae. Gene Ontology annotation, molecular function: protein serine/threonine phosphatase inhibitor activity; protein phosphatase 1 binding. Gene Ontology annotation, cellular component: nucleus. The record is from RefSeq and is a predicted model, not a curated record. The transcript has 3 exons.